Penicillium brasilianum is the source of this 2984-nucleotide messenger RNA. Lineage: Eukaryota; Fungi; Ascomycota; Eurotiomycetes; Eurotiales; Aspergillaceae. The record is from the annotation of a GenBank genome assembly.
CGUGGCUGUCUCUUUUGCUAUUGGCUAUGAUGAUGGCUGUGGUCUGGGCUUGCUGAAUGACCCGGACUCAUAACGGUACUUUCCUCACGGUCAAAUCGCCCAGUUGCAUCAUCAUCUCCUCCGCGCCCAAGCCUCGAGUCCGCCCGUCUCUCACAUGUGUCGAUUCGAGCUUCUAGGACGUGGCUUACUAUACUGGCACAAGCAAAACUCCGAAGAGGACAGCAUCCAAUCUGCUAGAGCGCCUAGGCCAAGAUGCUCCACGAGAUCCUCCUCUCGCUCUCCGGCCAGCCAUCCCCCCUCUUCAGCCCGUCGCAAGGGAAAGAUGCGCUCGCUCAAGAUGAUCUAUUCCUUCUCGCACCUCCGGAAAAAGCACUCCUCCGAUCUAUUGCCCAUCUAAGCCAACUGCACGCGCAGCUCCGAGCCCAUACCUCUCAGAUAUCGUCCGCGCAUCGGUCCGUGAUCUGUCGCUCAGUGUCCACCGCUAUAGUUACAAAUCAUUUGGGCAAUUUUCAGAAGAAAGUCCUCGAGGUGGAGAAAGCAAUUCUGGCGGAAGACAGCGGGUAUGUUGGCGGGUAUGGUAUCGUCCCGCUAUCCACCAUCGUGGGCGAAUUCACGCCGUGGACGCGGCGCAUGGAGUGGCUGUGGGAGGUUGUCAAGUUCAUAAAGCCCGGAAACAAAGUUCAAGAUUCACGCCAUGGCUGUACCGGGGCGGCACUUAUAAAUCACUUGCGCACCGAGUCCCAAACCGGAUAUCUGGACGUCAAAGAAAUGGCCGUACAGCUAGCGACUGCAGCGGAGACAGCAUGGAUGAAGCAGUUAUCCAUGUGGAUAUUAUAUGGGAAUUUGCCCAUAUACGGCAAAGACGACUUUUUCAUCCAAGAAGAUUCCGAUCCUGAAGAAGACGAUGCUCAAUUCAGCAUGCACAUGGAAUUGCUCCCAAGCUUCGUGUCAGCACAAACAGCAGGAUCGAUUCUUUUCAUUGGAAAAUCACUCAAUCAUGUCCGUGCAAAGAAGAAGAUUCCGGGAGGGAUUUCCACUGCCCCAGUGACUCUUUAUCGAGAACAUAUACAACAUCUUGCCGGGCUCAAGUCGCCACUCUCAUCCACUCAGCUUUCCACGGCCGUGGACUGGAUACGCCUGUCCCUAUCGCAGUCAACGCUAUCUAAACUGCUGCCUCUUCCAAGAAUUCUAGAAAUGCUGACACUACUCCACGAUUUCCUUCUUUUGGGACGAGGCGAAUUUGCCGUGGCGUUAGUUUCCCAUGCGGACUCCCGCAUUGGGGAGAGCCGAAGAAGAGGUGCCCUCGCUCGGGCUCACUCUGGAGGUCUAGCGGGUCUCCUCAUCAAGGAAGGCGAUGUGAUGACGGCCCUGGCCCAGGCAUGGGCUGAGCUGUUCUCUCUCCAAAAAGAAGAAGAUCCAGCGGAUGAGGAGCUAGAGCUUGCGCGAGAGCUUCUUCGCUUGUCAAUCAGCGACAACAAAUCUGGCCGUCCCAUGACCCCAUCGCAACGCUCGACUACGAUCCCGGAGAUCUCGAGAGUCUCGUUUGAUGAUAUUCUCUUCCCUACAACCACAUGCCUCACAGCCCAGGUCCGCGCGCCCCUGGAUCUCUUCCUGUCAAGUUCCGAUAUUGCCGUUUACUCCAAAAUACACUCUUAUCUGUUGGGCAUCCGACGUGCUCAGAUCCGUCUUGGCGAUCUAUGGAAAAGAACGUCCCUCCGGAGGAAUCAUCCUUCGCCUUGGGGGCCACCGCGCAGUAACAGUGCUUUUGGCCAGAACAAGUUGAAAGAGGGUCGCGAGAGGGACAAUGCCCGCAUUCGACAAAUGCGUCCAAUCUGGGCCACUGCAAGUGCGUGCCUGUUUGUACUUUCGGAGAUUGGCAGCUUCUUUCAGGGAGAAGUUGUUCACGAGUCCUGGCAGCAUCUGCGAGAGUGGAUUGAAGGGCCGUCUCUUUCAACGGGUUCAGCGCCUGGCUCUCGACCAGGGACGGCAUCAUCCUCAAAACAGCAGCGUCAAUCCCGUGCAGCGUCUCCAGACCGCGGUUCUAGUCAACCCACCUCUAACACCGGUCCUCCAUCUAUGGGACGGCACGAUCCUGAAGCAUUGACCGUUGCCCACCGCCGCCAUCUUUCCACUCUGGUUCAAUCGCUGUUCCUCACAGAGACAGAAUUUACCAGCGUCCUCCGUAUCCUUCUCACAAGCGUCGACCGCUUCGUGGCUCUUGUGAUCCGCCUCGAAACUAUUCAACGCAACAUGGACCUAGAGACGGACGAAGGCGUCGUCGAUGCCUUGGUGGACUACGCGCAAGAAGAGCGCGAAGUCUGGCAAGACUUGCGCAGCACGUGCGACGACGUGAAUGCUGGCAUGACAGACCUCGUUUCGAGUCUCCGCGAUAUCGACGACCACCGAUCGGGCGAGGGCCUAGGCCCUGCCACGCAGUUCGGCAUGGGCCAGGCCUGGCCGGGAACCCGUGCAGAGGGGAGCACAGGCCCCGGGUUCCACCACUACGUGCCGCGCCAACCGGCGGGUGUGGACCGACUGUUGAUGAAGCUCGACUUUGGGAGCCUCCGUGGAGCUACGUUGUCACCUGGUCUGGCGGACCUGGAAUUUGGACGUAGGUGAUCAGAGUGAGGACUUCGCUUCUGGAUUCAUAAUUUUGCCAUUCUUACGAUUCUUAUGACUAUUGAGCAUGGGAAAUACCAUUUGCUAUUCUGGGGGGGAUCUGGCGGAUUAGGCGUUACAACAGAGAGAAAAAAGGACAUCAGCGGGAAGUCUUGCGGGGCAAUUGACUUCGAUGCAUCCGCGGAUGCAAGAUAGAAGACAGGAUCAUGCGUACCUUUGAGAACCAUUCAUCCGUUCUUCCAGACAUCCUCGUAACCUUCGGCCGAGGGUCGCCUCUGUCGCUGGUUCUACAAUAGUACUACAGAGCGGCUCACGAUAAACACAUUUAGAAUUACACCGUGUCACUGCCUUUCGCAAUAAUAACG